CUGGAGUUUUGUAUCAGCUGGAGCUGAGCACAAACUUUAUCAUUUUAUUAAACUUUAGACUUUUACUGAUACAAAAUGUGCACAAGGAUGAAGAAAGCCUUGGUGGACAUAUUUGAAGGCCCGAGUGAUGAGGAGGAGUUUCUUGGUUUUGGAGCUGCUUCUUCAGGCCAGUUCUCUGAAGAGAGCCGAGACAGCCUCAGCUCCCAGAGAGCGUGGAAGCCGAGUCUUUGCUUUAGAUCUAAAUUCAUUACCAAUGAGCUGGCGCAGGUCUUCAUGGACACGGACAGUGAAGAGGAGUUUGAAGGGUUUGAUAAAGAAGAGAGCUCUCUACGCAACAGCUGGAUGAGCCCCUUGGACUUUGAGGAAGAGGAAGACAGCGAUGACAUUGGUUUUUAUUCAGAUAACGAUGACGAUUCGGCCCCACAAAAAAGGCAGAGCUCGGGAUUGUGUGUCGCGUUCAGGUUUCCAGCCAGAAGAAGCUCCACUCAAGAAAGCACAGUCCCGAAGGAACCUAGAGUUUACCUGAACAGAAAUCCACCUGUGGAGAGAAACAGAAAGAGGAGAGCAGGUGGUGCAGAUCCACCUGUGGCUCAGAAAAGCCGAAAAGUCCAGAGAAGAUCCAGAGCCCCUAAUAAUGAUUCGGAGGAAGAGGAGGAGGAGGAGGAGGAAGUCAAACUGACCGAGGCAGACGUACAAAUACUGAGUCAAAGAGCUAAAAAUAUUCAGGAGAAUAAAGCAAUGCUUGCAAAGUUAUUUGCAGACCUGACCUCGUUACCUGAACUCUCCCAAAAGACCACACCUGUGAAAAAGAAAAAGCAGCAGAGUCCGAAAAAGCGUGCGUCCGAAGUUCAGAGCGAGCGGCGGAACCCGAGCCGCAAAGCCAGACCCCCGGAGCACUUUGGGCUCGAGCAGGAACCGAUUGUCGCUGCGAAACCAAGAAAGAGUGUCGAAUUCGACCUGAAGAAAUUGAUGGAGAUUGAUGAAGAGCUGCGUGUGAACAGGGACACACCGAGGAGAAAAUAUAGGCAACGCGUUUCUGUACGAAUGCCAGACGACAUCACAGAGGAGGAGCUGGACAACGUGGCCGACCGCGCUAAAGACAAAAUUCUCGAUAAAGAAAACGGCAGCACGUGUCACCAGUGCAGACAGAAGACUCUGGACACCAAGACCGAGUGCAGGAACCUGUACUGUCAGGGGGUUAAAGGGCAAUUCUGUGGGCCCUGCUUGAGGAACCGCUACGGAGAAGACGUCCGUACGGCUCUGUUAGAUCCGACGUGGGAGUGUCCUCUGUGUCGUGGGAUCUGUAACUGCAGCCUGUGUCGUAAACGGGACGGACGCUGUGCCACCGGAGCUCUGACUCACUUAGCCAAAUAUUAUGGCUACAAUAACGUGAAGGAAUAUCUAGAGAGUCUGCAGAAGGAUCGUGACUGAAAUCAGACCGGUGUGUGCAGGAACCUACUGUAACAGAAUCUAUUGUGACAUCAAGGGGUUAACGGAACACUGCAGCAUAUUUCAGCCUUAUCUUUACCCUCCACAUCUGUCGAGAAUGUGAAACCAUCACAUACGGGAAUUUUCACUAGUUGUGUUACACCAAGGAGCAAAACCGAAACCACCUUCUUACUGUUCUGGUGUAUUUUUAUCCAUGUUUGACUCUGGAGUAAUACAGUAGGCACGCACAGUAAAUCAAACAUCUGUAUUGGUAACAAAAACCCAGAGUAUAAAUCGUAUCUGAAUUAAAAAAAAAAAUUGGUUUCGGGAUUUUUAAAAAGCUGUCCUGUAUUUUUUUAUUUUUAUUUUUUAUAAUUUUUUUAUUUUUGUUUUUAAAUUGCAUAAAUAUUUCUAGAUUUUAUAUUCAUCAUUUCACAGAUGCGCAUCAUUUAUCAGGCCAGUCAGAGUUGUGGUGUGUUUUAAUAUAACUUGUUUACUCACAAACAAACAAACAACAACAAAAAAACCUCCCUGUGUUUGUGAAACCUCCAGAACAAAUGUUCUGUCCAAUGACGAUCACUAUUUACAAUGCUUUUAUAUUCAUUGUGGAUUUAAACAGAAUCUGUUAAAGAUUUAAACAAAUGAAGCAUUUUAGAUGAGAUUCAUUUCCGGACACUGAAUCUUGCAUGCAGUCGUCGUCUACAGAAGGGUUGUAUUAAUAUAAAACAGAUUUGGUUUAUUGCGUAUUGGCUCUUUAUUCUCAGCACUUUGCAUCUCAGACUAAACACUGGAAAUGUUGCUUUUUAACUUGAAAAAGUCCGUUACAAACGAUGGACUAUAAAGGUUUAAGUUUGGUUUCAGAAAUCAUUCAGUUUUAUGUUUGUAUCACAAAAGAAAGUUUUCGGUGUAAGAGUCACGUUCAACCGGAACUGUACUGUACUCCCACGUCUUUUUCUUUGCUUGACGUUCUACAAAAUCUGUACGAUCAUUUUGUACUGUACGAUGUUUUCUAAAUAAAUACCUGAUUUCAUUUUUGAA
Tachysurus vachellii is the source of this 2466-nucleotide messenger RNA. RefSeq names its product cell division cycle associated 7b (gene cdca7b). The transcript has 10 exons. The record is from RefSeq and is a predicted model, not a curated record. Lineage: Eukaryota; Metazoa; Chordata; Actinopteri; Siluriformes; Bagridae. Gene Ontology annotation, biological process: regulation of DNA-templated transcription. The coding region runs from base 76 to 1431 and encodes 451 amino acids. Gene Ontology annotation, cellular component: nucleus.